GUUUCUAAUUCCAGGCUGGAGGUUGGGCUGGAUUGUCAUAAAUGACAGAAAUGACAGUUUCUCAGAAGUGAGACAAGGAUUGGGAAAACUCUCUCAAAGAAUCCUGGGUCCCAACACCUUAAUCCAGUCCGCCAUUCCAGAAAUUCUAGGGAAUACAGCCAUGUCUUUCUACACAGAUACCUUAAAUUACAUUGAGAACAAUGCCAAGCUGUUCUACAAACAUCUUUAUGAUGCGCCGGGGCUCAACCCAGUCAUGCCUCAAGGAGCAAUGUACAUGAUGGUUGGCAUUGACAUGGAAUUCUUUCCCGAUUUCAAGUCUGAUGUCGAUUUUACAGAGUGCAUGAUCACUGAAGAGAGUGUUUUCUGUUUACCAGCCACAUGUUUCCAGUACCCAAACUUCUUCCGUGUCGUCUUGACAAUACCAACAGAGAAAGUAAUAGAAGCUUGCGACAGAAUCAGAGCCUUCUGUGAAAGACAUUUCCGACCUGGAAUGAGUGUAAUUAAUAAAUAUGAUUUAACAUUUAAGAGAAUCAUGAAUGGAUUACAAAUCAAUGGAUGCAGUGAAAUGUUUGAUGUUGAGAAAUGA
Candidula unifasciata is the source of this 586-nucleotide messenger RNA. The record is from the annotation of a GenBank genome assembly. Lineage: Eukaryota; Metazoa; Mollusca; Gastropoda; Stylommatophora; Geomitridae.